This is a messenger RNA of Colletotrichum phormii, 839 nucleotides long. RefSeq lists its product as uncharacterized. Lineage: Eukaryota; Fungi; Ascomycota; Sordariomycetes; Glomerellales; Glomerellaceae. The transcript has a single exon. The coding region runs from base 64 to 702 and encodes 212 amino acids. The record is from RefSeq and is a predicted model, not a curated record.
GCACUCUCUAUUGAGUCUACACAUCAACCGAGAAACAAAAUCUCUUCCUUGUGCUCUCAUGGGAUGAACCACGGGUCAUCCAUUGGCCAAUUCGGCCGUCCAUCCAGAUCAACAUGCGACAUUGAUUGGGCCCCUGCUUUACGCGUCUCUCAACCCCAGCUGUCGAUUCUUUCUCUUUCGGGCCCGCGCUUCUCCAGUCUCCAGUCUCAGGGACGCUGUCAAUCAGUCAGGCCUUCUUUGCUUCCAAGUUGCUUGUUGCUCCUAGGGACCACCACUCCAUGUGCCCAUGCCAAGUGCCUUGGCUUGGUCGGUCCCUUAUCUUCCCGGAAUCCCACCUUGUCCACCACCUGUCUGCCGACGCAUGCGGCUGUUGUUCUUGAUUCUUCGAUUAUUCGAGGCCUCACCGCGUCCUUGUCUUCUGUCUCAACUUCCUUCGCCUUAUAUCUGGACUGGCCGUCUAGAUCGGUCUCAGCACCGGGCGCGAGGGCGGAACAAAACUACCGGGCAAAUCAAUCGCUUCGCCGUUUGCAUUUUGCAUCGCGUCCCAUCUCCACCUCAGCAAGCCACGGCCUCGUGGUAAAAUGCCUUUUUCUCGUCACGGUGGCCUCGGCCGUCGACCGUUACCGUGUGUGGUGGGAUAUGAAAGUCGAACAGGCACUUACUAGCCGCAGCCACCGAAUAAAGACGCUUAACCUGCCUUAGCGGCAUUGGCGCCUCGAAAACAAGGGGCAUCUCAGCCAUCUCCACUUCCAAUGUCGCCUUGCUGCUGCUUCGGGCCAUCUUCUCCAGCUUCUCUCCAGGCCGCUCCCUUGCAGCAAAGGUGGCUACCGGCCCUUUUG